Messenger RNA from Melitaea cinxia (Glanville fritillary), 1983 nucleotides. Its product is annotated as transmembrane protein 135-like. Lineage: Eukaryota; Metazoa; Arthropoda; Insecta; Lepidoptera; Nymphalidae. The coding region runs from base 1 to 1203 and encodes 400 amino acids. The record is from RefSeq and is a predicted model, not a curated record. The transcript is spliced from 9 exons.
AUGGUUGAAGCCAGUAAAUUUUGGUUCGACAAGGCAUGUAGUGCUUGUGAAUGCAGUACAUUAAUUCACCCUUGGACGUAUAAGUGCACUGAUGCUACAACAACUAUGCUGGCUAGUUGCAUAAGGGGAAGUUAUAAGUUUUAUGCUAUGGUUUAUGUUAUACAAAUACUGAUGAGAGGUAAAAAGUUAACUAAGGAACAAAUGAUUGAGCAGUUCAAGUUAUAUUUAAAAUCUGGAAUAUUUGGUCUAACUGUCGGUAGUUCGUUCGUUACAUUGAAUUGUAUUUUUAGAAAGUUGUUCUUCAGUCAGUUUUCAUACUACACCACAGUGCUGCUACCGUGUACAGUCAGUGGCGUGGCAGUGUACUUUGAACCGCCCUACAGAAGAGUUUUGGUUGUUAAUCUUUUUGUGAACUUGGUAUUUGAAUACUGGCUGCGUACGCUAGAAGCGAAAGGAUGGUGGAGGAGGUCGGCGGGACGUGAAACGCUGAUAUUCAUGCUCGGUAGCUCUAUCUUCUUCUAUCUCAUGCGAUUGGAGAGGGAGAACCCGAAGCGAACACCUUUGUUUUGGUUCUUCACUCCUCCAAGGGUUUCUAAAGAAGUAGGAGAACCGGUUGCAGGUAUUGAUGGCAGGAGUCCUGCGUGUCCUCACAGAGGUCCCUGUAUGAAUUACAUAUUUAAGGGUGCGGCACAGUUGUUCGGGGUCGGUUGCCUGAUGAAUAUCCUCAGGACGAUCAUACCGCGGCUCCUGACUCCUACAAAGGCAUUGAAGUCUUUGAAAUUUUCGCAUUUGAAGCUCGGUCUGUUCUUCGGUGGAUACAUCGGUAUAUAUCGGCUAAUAGUAUGUUUGCUGUGUCGUGCGAAUGGCAGAGACAGCGCGCUAUACGCGCUCCCUGCGGGUUUCCUCGCCGGCGCGGCCUUCAGAGCGUCUCCGUCCACACCGAUUUCCUUAGCACCGAUAACAUCCACGCUACAGAUCCUCUUCUCAUGGGCGUAUCAAAAGGGCCACAUCCCUGAGAACUGGCCUCUCAUCGAGAUCCUGUACUGCCUGUGUCAGGGUCUCCUUUUCCACGCGAGGGUAAUGCACGAAGAUGUUUGUCCGAAGUACAUCAUUAACUUGAUGCAUACGGUCACUAGCAACAAAGCCGACGAAAUCCAAGCUGCCUUUAUACAGAAGAUAAGAGCUUGCGGUGGUUUCAACUGAACGCGUAAUUAAAUAUCAUUGUAUUAAACUUGUACAGAGAUGAUGCAUUGAUGAUUUUAAAAUCAUUACGCGAACAUUAUCAAUAUAACUUAUUCGAAAUAUUAAAUUAAUAAGUGUACUGUUACUCAAAUGGUGUUAUGGUAAUUAAGUUAUGGCACACGUUAAUAUCAAAGUGUAAUUUCAGUUAUAUUCAACAGUGUAAAUACUAUUAUUUAACCCUUCCUUCAUCGGAUAUUUUGGUAAAGUUGUAAGCUAGUAAAGAUUGAUAAAUUUAGUGAACAGAUAAAAAUUAACCUUAGCAGAUAUUCGAACUAUCGGCUAUUGAGGCACUAUUGCAACCAUCGAAAGAAAUAAAAUAAUGCAUAUUAAUAUAGUGAAAAAGAUAAUACAAAUAUAUUAGCUUAAGCGAGCACGUAUUACACUAUCACAUAAAACUAUUGCAUUUGUGUGCUGUCUGUAAAUGAGCGGUAUGACGUCACUGUACAUGACUAUUAACAUCGUCCAUCUCAUAUUUUGCAGCAGAUCUCGUAAAAAUAAGAUAAAAGUUUUGUUUUAAUCAUGAAAAAGUGUGGCGUGUUUUUUCCUUCUAAUAGGUGAUUUAUUUGAAUUUAUCCUUUAUUGAAAAAAAUUAUAUAGUAAUAUUUCAUUGAAGUACUGUGAACGUGCCAGCUCUAAUAUUGUAUAAGUGAACUCUAUCUAAGCUUCUUUUUGAGGUAACACAGUUGAUUUAGACUUAAAAUGUUUCGAAAAUUAAAAGAAAGUUUUAUUAAUGAUUUUAAA